Schistocerca cancellata (South American locust) is the source of this 3213-nucleotide messenger RNA. Its product is annotated as PE-PGRS family protein PE_PGRS5-like. Gene Ontology annotation, cellular component: extracellular region. The record is from RefSeq and is a predicted model, not a curated record. The transcript is spliced from 4 exons. Gene Ontology annotation, molecular function: ATP binding; metal ion binding; chitin binding. The coding region runs from base 67 to 2985 and encodes 972 amino acids. NCBI's taxonomy places the organism in Eukaryota, Metazoa, Arthropoda, Insecta, Orthoptera, Acrididae.
GCAGAGUGUUGUCACAAGAUCAGCACAUCGGUAACUAUUACGGCAAGACCAGUGCACACUUGUAAAAUGAGAGCGGCAGCGGCUGCGGUUGCAGUGGCGCUGCUGUUGCUGCAGGUGGCGGCGGUCGCAGCAGCACCCAGGAACGCCGGCUGUCUGUCCUCCGGAGAUCCCCGCUGUUGGCGCUCACACACAGGUACCGAUGAGCAGCAUCACGCUCUUGGGACACCAGACACUCAGAAAUCGUCGCUUACUCCGUCAAAGGUUGAGAAUGACAACACAUGGCUACAUUCUGAACAAGAGGAUGCUGAACAUGGAAGAAGUGAGCAACACUCAGUACAAAAUGUAAAGAAGAAACCUUUAUAUGGCUGGUCUAGUCUCAUAAAAGCUAUAAUUCAGGAGAAAGAAAACAGAAGCAGAAGCGAAGAAGAUGACAGCAGCGACAGUAGUAGCAAUGACAGCAGUGACAGCAGCGGAAGUGACAAUGAAAAUGCUAGUGGUGAUAACAGCGACAGCAAUGAAAGUGAUGGAGAUGAUAGUGACAGCAGUAGUAGUGAUGAGGAAAAUACUAGUGGUAAUAACAGUGGCAGUAAUGACAGUGAUGAAGAUGACAGUAGUAAUGAUGAAGAAAAUACUAGUGGUAAUAACAGUGGCAGCAAUGAGAAUGAUGAAGACGACAGUAACAGUAGCAACAGCAGUAGUAACGAUGAUGAAAACAACAGUGGUAAUCACGGUGGCAGUAAUGACAGUGAUGAAGAUCACAGUGGUAAUGAUGAUGAAAAUACUAGUGGUAAUAACAGUGGCAGCAAUGAGAGUGAUGAAGAUGACAGUGGCAAUAGCAACAGCAGUAGUAACGAUGAUGAAAACAACAGUGGUAAUAACAGUCAGAGUAAUGAGGAUGACAGUGACAGUGGAAAUGGUGGUGGAGGCGAUAGUGGAGAUGGAGGCAAUGGUGGAGAUGGAGGUGAUGGUGGAGAUGGAGGCGAUGGAGGCGACAGUGGAGACGGAGGCGAUGGUGGAAAUGGAGGCGAUGGUGGAGGCGGUGGCGAUGGAGGCGAUGGUGGAGAUGGUGGCGAUGGAGGUGAUGGUGGAGAUGGAGGCAAUGGAGGAGACGGAGGUGAUGGAGGAGAUGGAGGCAAUGGAGGAGAUGGAGGCGAUGGAGGAGAUGGAGGCAAUGGUGGAGAUGGUGGCGAUGCUGGAGACGGAGGUGAUGGUGGAAAUGGAGGUGAUGGUGGAAACGGAGGUGAUGGUGGAGAUGGAGGCGAUGGUGGAGACGGAGGCGAUGCUGGUGAUGGUGGUGAUGGUGGAAAUGGAGGUAAUGGUGGAGACGGAGGCGAUGGUGGAGACGGAGGUGAUGGUGGAAAUGGUGGUGAUGGAGGUGAUGCUGGAGAUGGAGGCGACGGUGGAGACGGAGGCAAUGGAGGCGAUGGAGGAGAUGGAGGCGAUGGAGGAGGUGGAGGCGAUGGUGGAGAUGGAGGUGAUGGUGGAGACGGAGGGGAUGGUGGAGACGGAGGCGAUGGUGGAGACGGAGGCGAUGGUGGAGAUGGAGGCGAUGGUGGAGACGGAGGCGAUGGUGGAAAUGGAGGCGAUGGUGGAGACGGUGGCGAUGGAGGCGAUGGUGGAGAUGGUGGCGAUGGAGGUGAUGGUGGAGAUGGAGGCAAUGGAGGAGACGGAGGUGAUGGAGGAGAUGGAGGCAAUGGAGGAGAUGGAGGCGAUGGAGGAGAUGGAGGCGAUGGUGGAGAUGGUGGCGAUGCUGGAGACGGAGGUGAUGGUGGAAAUGGAGGUGAUGGUGGAGACGGAGGUGAUGGUGGAGAUGGAGGCGAUGGUGGAGACGGAGGCGAUGCUGGUGAUGGUGGUGAUGGUGGAAAUGGAGGUAAUGGUGGAGACGGAGGCGAUGGUGGAGACGGAGGUGAUGGUGGAAAUGGUGGUAAUGGAGGUGAUGCUGGAGAUGGAGGCGACGGUGGAGACGGAGGCAAUGGAGGCGAUGGAGGAGAUGGAGGCGAUGGAGGAGGUGGAGGCGAUGGUGGAGAUGGAGGUGAUGGUGGAGACGGAGGGGAUGGUGGAGACGGAGGCGAUGGUGGAGACGGAGGCGAUGGUGGAGAUGGAGGCGAUGGUGGAGACGGAGGCGAUGGUGGAAAUGGAGGCGAUGGUGGAAAUGGAGGUAAUGGUGGAGAAGGAGGCGGUGGUGGAGACGGAGGCGAUGGAGAUGGUGGUGAUGGAGGUGAUGCUGGAGAUGGAGGCGAUGGUGGAGACGGAGGCAAUGGAGGAGACGGAGGCGAUGGAGGAGACGGAGGCAAUGGAGGAGAUGGAGGCGAUGGAGGAGAUGGAGGCGAUGGAGGAGACGGAGGCGAUGCUGGAGAUGGAGGUGGUGGUGGAGACGGAGGUGAUGGUGGAGACGGAGGUGAUGGUGGAGAUGGAGGUGAUGGUGGAGAUGGUGGUGAUGGAGGUGAUGCUGGAGAUGGAGGCGAUGGUGGAGAUGGAGGCAAUGGUGGAGAUGCAGGCAAUGGUGGAAACGGAGGCGAUGGUGGAGAUGGAGGUGAUGGUGGAGAUGGAGGCAAUGGUGGAGAUGGAGGUGAUGGUGGAGAUGGAGGCGAUGGUGGAGAUGGAGAUGAUGGUAGUGAUGGAGGUGAUGGAAAUGGUGAAGGCAGUGGUGGUAAUGAUGACAAUGGUCAGUCUGAUAAUGAAAGUGGCAAUGAUAAUGGAGGCAGUACUACAGAAGGUAAUAUUGGUGAUUGCCCUGCUGUGGGAAGUUGCCCAUUACACGAAGAUGCCGGAUCGGAUGUUACUUUGCUGCCACAUGCAACUGACUGUGGAAAGUACUGUGCAUGUGAGCAUGGUAUUCCAGUAACCAUGCCUUGUCCUGCUGGACUCUAUUUCAACCCAGAACUGAGAGUCUGUGAUUGGCCUUGGGCUGCAGGCUGUAAGGCACCUACCCACCUUGGGAGUAUAGCAUACUUCUUGUUACAAAUCUUACGCCGACAUCAUUAAUGGAUUCCACUCUAUACAUCAACAUAAUCUGAUGCAGAUAUACUAUUACAGGAGAAUGUAGCAGCUGUAACUAAUAUAUUGUUUUACAGUCAAUAUUUAUUGUACUUUGAGCACAAAUAAAUUUUUUAUACAGUGAACAGACUUAUUUGUUUGUUCGAAUUGGAAAUAAAGUAUCCUUAGCACAGCUUGAAGUAACUCUCCAAACUUUUAUCUAUUCAAUAAAUCCAU